AUGUACUCGGGCAAUGUAGUGCGUGUCUGCAAUUCCCAGCCUGACCCACUUGAACAUGGUCCACCUAAACGCAUUGGACGCGAGGAGCAACCUAUUGGAGAGAUUGUAGCAGCUUCAAAGAAGCGCGUGUCGUGGCGUUUUACUCUUGGUGAGUCUGAUCGCACACAUGAAGUUGUGUUGGUCCACUCAAUUAUGAGCUAUAAGAAGAUGGUGCAAUAUGGUGGUCGUCAAAUGCAUUUUUCGUCAACUGCAACCUUGGGAGAUUGGAGUUUUUUCAUUAUUCUGGAUGGACUGAAUCUGGUCAUGGAAAUACGAAUUAAUGAAGUCGAGUCAGCUGAUAAUCCAAAAUAUGAUUUAUUCAUGAACAAAGUUCCAUACCGUCGCUGGGAUGUUUUACGUCGGAAGAAGCACGUUCAUGUUACAGCUACUUAUACUCACCCGAAUGCUCCUCCUGGAAAUGCCUACGGAACGCACCGAUGGGGACCUGAUGGGGCUAUAUCUUUGUCACAAAAUGAACCUCAGCUGCAUUGUGGCUCGUUUGCGGGUUCUCGGGAACCCGUUUUUGGUAGCAUUCGAGGCUCUUUUACGGACACUUAUCGUACGAUAGAUCGUACACAGAGCUUUGGUCUUCAUGGUUCACGAGCGUCGUCGGGGCAAAAUAAUGGACACAUCCGCAGUUUCGCAGGAAAGCACAAUGAACAGCAACGUUCCAGCAGUGUACAGCAAAAUGGUGGAAAGCGUUCAUCAUUGCAAGCACAAAGCGCUCCAUUGGCUCCUGACUCAGGUGCUUUAAAUGCCCAGCGGCAACAACCUUCGGCUCUAGCUGCGCCGAAGCCAACGAAGCAGCAUGAAAUUAACCUCAUUGACGACUUUGACCCUAGUGUGACUGUGUCAGUGCAGUCGUUAAUCUUUGAUCCACUGGCAAGUGUAAAAAUGUUGCCAACAGAAAAUUCUGCAGCUGCAACUGGGCCUCAGCAGCAAAAACAGCAGCAGCAAGGUCGUCCAGUUGCUGUUGUUCCCCAGCCAGCAACUUACGUCGACCCGUUUGCUUCCGUUACGACGCCUAUUGUAGCUAAACCUGUUGGACGUAUCAACUUUGAUCCUUAUGCCAAUCCGAAUGCUAGCAACUACCAGCAACACAGUCAGAAGCCAACUCGUCAAUUGCCUGCUGCUAGUACUACUAAUCAAUUUACGGGAUAUCAGCAGUCGAUGUCGGGAAUGCCGAUGAGUGCAUCAAUGGGAGGAAUGGCUCAACAGCAGCAACCGGUUGUGCAAAGUUCCUUUACAGGACAGCAGUCUGCACUCGGUGGUAUGGGCAAUGUCAGUUACCACAUUUCACAGCUCAUGAAUCCAGCAAGUCUCCAAAAGAGCAAGAGUCAACAGGGCAAGUCCAUCAACAUUGAUGCAUUCGCUGGGUUAGGUUGUUAG
Messenger RNA from Peronospora belbahrii, 1428 nucleotides. NCBI's taxonomy places the organism in Eukaryota, Oomycota, Peronosporomycetes, Peronosporales, Peronosporaceae. The record is from the annotation of a GenBank genome assembly.